Dendronephthya gigantea is the source of this 1255-nucleotide messenger RNA. Its product is annotated as methylthioribose-1-phosphate isomerase-like. Lineage: Eukaryota; Metazoa; Cnidaria; Anthozoa; Malacalcyonacea; Nephtheidae. Gene Ontology annotation, molecular function: S-methyl-5-thioribose-1-phosphate isomerase activity. The record is from RefSeq and is a predicted model, not a curated record. The transcript has 3 exons. Bases 66 to 1160 code for a protein of 364 amino acids.
UUUGAUACAUUGCAACGUUUACACGUGGAAUAUAUGUUGAUUUUGUUUCUAAGCCUUAUUUCAAAAUGAGUUUAGAAGCAAUCAGAUACAAACCCGGACAUUUAGAGAUUUUAAAUCAAUUGCUUUUGCCGCACCAAACGAUUUAUGAAACGGUGAAGAAUACUGAAGAUGGAUGGCAAGCCAUACGACAAAUGAAGGUUAGAGGGGCACCUGCCAUUGCUAUAGUUGGAUCUCUGAGCCUCGCUGUGGAGCUAGCAACAAAAUGUUUUGAUAGUAAAGAUAGCCUGAUUGACUGGGUUGUGGCUCGGUUAGACUACUUGGUUACCGCGCGACCGACAGCUGUUAACAUGGCAAUUGCAUCAGCAAAGCUCAAAAAAUUCGUGAAGUUGGAUAAAUAUGCAGGUACUACUACAGAGGAAAUGAAAUGUUGCUUGAUUGCAGAAAUCGAGAGCAUGCUUGCAAAGGAUAUUGCAGACAACAAGGCUAUUGGCUCUCACGGAGCCAAUCACAUGAUGGCUAAUAUUAAAGCUGAGAAGAUUGUUGCCAUGACUCACUGUAAUACUGGUUCUCUGGCAACAGCCGGCUAUGGAACGGCGUUGGGUGUGGUCAGAGCAUUGCACGAGACUGGCGCUUUGGAACAUGUCUAUUGUACUGAAACAAGACCAUACAAUCAGGGCUCUAGACUGACUGCAUAUGAACUUGUUCACGAUCACAUACCCUCCACUUUAAUAGCAGACUCAAUGGUGUCAAUUGCCUUGAAAGAGAAAAAGGUCUCAGCCAUUGUUGUUGGUGCAGAUAGAGUUGCUGCAAAUGGUGACACAGCCAAUAAAAUUGGGACCUAUCAAUUGGCAAUUUCAGGUAAAUUUGGCAAUAAAAUUUCAGCAAAGUACCACAAAGUUCCAUUCUACAUAGCCGCACCAAGCACCUCCGUCGACCUCGCUUGCAAGUCAGGCAGUGACAUCAUCAUAGAAGAGCGACCCCAGAAGGAACUCACCCACCUAAAAGGCCAACCUAUUGCUGCCGCUGGUAUCGACUGCUGGAACCCUGCGUUUGAUGUGACUCCUGCUGAUCUUAUAACAGGUGGCAUUGUGACAGAAUUUGGUGUGUUUAAACCUUCAGAAUUACAAGGAAAGAUUAAAAAGAACUUGUCAAAUGGUUGAUGGAAUCGUUAAAUGGUUGAACUCUUGCAAAAAUCUUCAACAAAAGAGAAAAACUGCUUUUAUUAGAUGAACAAUUGUAACUUGCAAAACGAAAA